AUGGCUUUGAGAUCACCCCCCUGGCCAUUCGGCGGCGCACUGACUGUCAAGAAAAUGAUCAUCAUCAGUCCGUACGAGGCCUGCUGCCUUCUUCCGGCCAUCUGGCAGUCAACUACGGUGACCCUCCAUCACAUCCCAGAGGGCACAGCUGCUAUCGAGAUUCCCGAUACGCUACGGAUGGAGCUCAACCUUUUCGCGGGGCAGCUGUAUCUGGAGUUGUAUUCAAAGUAUGAACGACUCUGUGUAUUUCUGGGUAUUGAUUUAGUUGCAGUGGAUGGGGGACCCGGAUGUUGA
Molecule: messenger RNA, 294 nt
Organism: Penicillium hordei
Lineage: Eukaryota; Fungi; Ascomycota; Eurotiomycetes; Eurotiales; Aspergillaceae
Exons: 2
Coding region: 1-294 (97 amino acids)
Source: RefSeq, a predicted model, not a curated record